Messenger RNA from Leguminivora glycinivorella, 1112 nucleotides. RefSeq names its product ubiquitin-like-conjugating enzyme ATG10 (gene Atg10). The record is from RefSeq and is a predicted model, not a curated record. Gene Ontology annotation, cellular component: intracellular anatomical structure. Lineage: Eukaryota; Metazoa; Arthropoda; Insecta; Lepidoptera; Tortricidae. The transcript has 2 exons. The coding region runs from base 331 to 831 and encodes 166 amino acids. Gene Ontology annotation, molecular function: Atg12 transferase activity. Gene Ontology annotation, biological process: macroautophagy; protein lipidation; protein modification by small protein conjugation.
ACGAAAAUAACACUAACGCAUGUAUACCGCUAUUACACUGUACAAUUAAACAAAAGGAACUUUAAAGCAUUCAAUGAAAACUGCAAAGCCUUGGUAAACUACUGGUAGGUACCAGAACAUGGUCAGUUCAAAAUUAUUAAAAUAGGGUAGACAUAUUUUAAUCACUGAACAUCUCAAACAUCUCCGACUUGUUAGUUGUUACCAAUGUUGUUACUGUCAUUUAAAUUAAAUGUCAAUGUUUUCUUACAAUUUAGCAGCUUUUGUUUUGAUCAACGAAUAACUCUUAUUCUUUAUAAAGAUAACUAACAUAUUUACACAGCACAGUUCAGUAUGAGUGCAAUAUCUUACCAGGACUUUAUCAAUGCUGCUGAAGAGUUUUUAAAAAUAUCGCAAAAGAUAAACGACGGAUGGCAACUGUCGCAAAUACAAGAAGAUAAAAAAAAGACAUAUCUCAAGAAAGAGAGCUUUAAAACAUGUGAAGGAACAGCUGAAGAUUCUGCUCUUGUAAAAACUGAAUAUGUAAUAUUUUACAACCACAGUUAUUGUGUACCUUCAUUCAGUUUCAAUGUGUGGAACUCAACUGGAUGCCUAUUGCCUUUGGAGAAAAUAAGACAUAUGUCUUUUAUCAGGAUCAGUGAAAAAGACUUCUACUCCGUUAUUACUCAACAGGAGCACCCAUUAUUUUUUCGCCCAUAUUUCAUGAUGCACCCUUGCCACACAGAGGAACUGCUCUUGGGUUUAAAAAACAAAUCAAAGAACAUUAUUGUGACAUUUCUAGGAUUAAUAACUCCAUUGAUAAAAUUAGAUUUACCAUUAGAAUAUGGCUUGUGAAAUUUGUUUUAACAUGCAUUUUGUACUAGAUCAUACCUAUGGUAAGUUUUUGUAUGUAAUUUUGAACAUAGCACCGUGUCCUAAUGUGUCGUUUGAAGCUGCUAGAACAUUACUAUGUAAUCAAUCAGGGCACUUUGGUUUGGAAGGACCUGUAAAUAAAUGACAGAUAUUGAUAAUAUUAAAAUCUGACUGAUUUGACGACCGGUCUGGCGCAGUCGGUAGUGACCCUGCCUGCUACGCCACGGUCCCGGGUUCGAAUCCUGGCAAGGUCAUUUAUUUGU